Messenger RNA from Homalodisca vitripennis (glassy-winged sharpshooter), 2268 nucleotides. RefSeq lists its product as uncharacterized. Lineage: Eukaryota; Metazoa; Arthropoda; Insecta; Hemiptera; Cicadellidae. The record is from RefSeq and is a predicted model, not a curated record. The transcript has 7 exons.
AUGUCUAAGAUUCAAGAUCAUCUUAUUCUUAGUUGGAUUGAAGAGGAUGAAGAGACUUUUCCUAAUCUUGGUAGUGAUAGUGAACAAGAUGCUCCUUCAGAGCAUUCACUCCACGAUUCGAACACUGAACAGUCUGGUGAAAGUGACGGGGAUCUAGAGGAUGCAAAUGUAAGCUUUACAAAUCUGUAUGCUCCAUCAACGUCUGCUAUGGACAUAGCGGUGCACGAACCUGUAGCUCAGCCAGUAAGGGAGCCUGGACCUAUCCAAGUGCAGAGUAGGAGACAACAUCCCGGUCCAGUGUAUGUAGAACCAGGGAGGAACGUAAAAAAAAUUGACAACUUGGCUGCAUUUAGGGAUGUAUUCGAAACUUUUGUCAGUUUGUGUAAGGAACACUACACUCCAGGAGAGUACGUUACUAUUGAUGAGAUGCUGGAGGCAUUUCGGGGAAGAUGUAAGUUCAUACAAUACCUGAGCAAUAAACCAGACAAGUAUGGUAUAAAAAUUUAUGCAAUGUCGGACGCUCGAACAUUCUAUGUGUUGAACAUGGAAAUUUAUCCGGGCAAACAGCCCCCGGGCCCUUAUGCGUAUGACAACUCAGCAAGUAGCGUGGUUUUGAGACUAAUGGAACCUAUCGACAGAACAGGAAGGAACAUUACGAUGGAUAAUUACUAUACCUCUGUUCCCCUUGCCAAUGAAUUGUUCAUGCAUCAUAGAACCACUAUAGUAGGGACUAUAAAAAAAAAUAAGCGAGAGAUCCCAGAUUCAUUUAAAGAUGUCAACGGUAGACCAGUAGGCAGCAGCAUGUUUGCUUUUGGCUGUGACCCGAAUAGAGCCACAUUAGUCUCUUAUGUCCCGAAAAAAGGGAAAAAUGUUUUGAUGUUGUCGACAUUUCAUGAUGAUGACUCUAUUGAUCCCGAUUCUGAGGCUAACAAACCAGAGGUCAUUACUUUUUAUAACAUGACCAAAGGUGGGAUCGAUGUUGUAGACAGAAAGAAAAAGGACUACUCUGUAAAACGUAUUAGUAACAGGUGGCCUUUGACGAUUUUUUGUGGACUCCUGAAUCUGGCAACUAUAAAUGGUCAGAUUAUCUACAACCUGAAUACAAAAGACACCAUGCAGAGGAGGACUUUCAUAACGAGCCUUGCGAGGGACCUAGUAAAGCCGCAUAUUCUACAUAGAGCUUCUAUUCAGACCCUCUCACUCCCGUUGAGGACCAGCAUCAGGGCUGUCGCCGGUGUAGAACUUCCUGAGCCAAACCCCCCACCAGUUGUCGAGGGACGAAAACCAAGGUGUCACUACUGCCCUGUCAGGAAAAACAGGUUUACUCCAAACAAAUGCUCAGCUUGUGAAAGAUCCCUGAUGGAUUUGAGGCUAUCGAUUGCUGAGUAUCUUGUAGGUGGACCAACUCGGAAACGGACCUCAGAACAUCUAGAAGAUGCCGAAGAACAACCAAUGCGGCGUGUGAACAAAAUAGUCGCUCCAGUGGCGAAACCAUCUCAAGACAAGCGAUAUGAUGGCUACAACCAUUGGCCAUGUGUUGACAAUCUCAAGAAUCCCCACACAUGUCGACUAGAAGGUUGCAAGUCCAGAUCCAGGACCAGAUUGUGGGUCUCAAAUGGAUACCGUGUGGAGAAAUGGAUAUUAGCUAAAGCAAAACUAGGGUUUCCUAUGCAUCCCGAUGAAGUAAAAGAUAGUGUACAAAAUGUAAUGAUAGAGUCGACUCGGGAAAAUCCCUUUGUUAAUAACCGACCUGGAAGGAAAUGGCUCGAUCUGUUUUUAAAACCGACAUCCUGAAAUUGUCACAAAACAUUAAAAAAAAUGAAUACAGAAAUCAUCUCAAAAGCAAGAGCCUCGGUGACAGAAGAAAAGAUCAGGAACUGGUUUAGAGAGCUAGAAGAUUAUUUAAAAGAAAUUAAUGCUCAAGAUAUGCUAGAAGAUCCUAGAAGAAUAUUUAACCUUGAUGAGACCGGAAUGUCAACAUGCCCCAAAACUGGCAAGGUUUUGGGUCCAAAAGCAAACAGAAACUUUUAUGACAUCGCACCUGGGCCUGAAAAGGAAUGCAUCACAGUGUUAUGCACCUUCUCCGCUGCUGGGGAAGCAAUAGGCAAGUUCUUUGACAUUCUGGAAGCUGAGUACGACAAGCACAAUUUCACAGCUGAUCGUGUCUACAACGUGGACGAAACCGGACUAACUGUAGUCCAGAGCAAGAUACCUCAUGUAGUAGGGCUUAGAGGUAAACGUCAAGUGGGGGCAAUUACAGCAGCUUAA